ACCUAAAUCAGUGUUUGGGUGCAGGGUACAAGGGGGGAUAGUCAGAGGUAUUCAGUUAAUAUAAACAGUCUUUUGAUUUUCAGAGUUUAUAUCUCAAUUAUUUUGUUUCCUGUUUUCUUUCUUUUUUUUUUAUGAUGCGACCACACGAUUUUUACAGAUUGUAGGUACUCCUGAAUCCAGUAACAUUUCUUUAGAAUAGGUGUACAGUGUUUAGUACUGUAAAACUCUGAGAAGAAAGCAAACACACAGUGUAAAGCCCCGAUGGAGUAAAGUAACUCGCUCAUGCUCAUUUUCCGCUACAGAGACGCCUCUCUGCCCCUCUUUCCCGGAAGCCCGCCUGUGAUGGCAGAGGAUGAGCCACAGCUCUCCCUGAAGGAGCUACCAAGGCUUUCAAGCAAACAGAUGUCAGCCAGGGAAGCCUGGCCAGCGCCAGAUCAAGUUGCUGCUGCCAGCUCUCGCGAGCUUUGUCAGGAAGAGUUGACUGAAAUGUCCGAGCCCUGCAGUUCACAGGCUGGGCGGCCGCCGCAGCGCGCAGUUCCCCCAAGUAGUGCAUGAAUGCCACUCUGCAAACUUCGUCAUCCUUCUCCGCAGGGGUUCGGAAGGGUUCUCUCACAGACUCCAGGCUUGCAGAUUCAGCUUGGUAGUCUGGACAGUAAGCCCCAAGGACCUUCUCCUGUGUCUGCCUCCUGUACUGCACUGAUGUCACAGAGCCUGUACCACACUGGCUCUCUCGUAAAUCAACAUGCAGACCCAGUGUACCACCACCACACAAAUCCAGUUCCUCCUGUGGAUUCUUCUGCUCUGCAUGCUUUUCGGGAACUCACACACUGAAGAAGAUGUAAUUACAACCAAGGCUGGAAGAGUCCGAGGGCUGAGCCUGCCAGUUCUCGGUGGCACAGUGACUGCCUUUCUCGGAAUCCCCUACGCACAGCCUCCUCUGGGUAGGCUAAGAUUCAAAAAGCCACAACCCUUAAACAAGUGGACUGGAAUCCAGAAUGCCACCAAAUAUGCAAAUUCUUGUUAUCAGAACAUAGAUCAAGCUUUCCCAGGCUUCCAGGGAUCAGAAAUGUGGAAUCCAAACACGAACCUCAGUGAAGACUGCUUGUAUCUGAAUGUUUGGAUUCCAGCUCCUAAGCCCAAAAAUGCCACUGUAAUGGUGUGGAUCUAUGGCGGAGGCUUUCAGACUGGGACAUCCUCGCUACCUGUUUAUGAUGGGAAAUUUCUAGCUCGGGUCGAAAGAGUUAUUGUAGUUUCAAUGAACUAUAGAGUAGGUGCCCUAGGAUUCCUAGCUUUACCUGGAAAUUCUGAGGCUCCAGGGAAUGUGGGUUUAUUUGAUCAACAGCUGGCACUUCAGUGGGUCCAAAGAAAUAUAGCUGCUUUUGGAGGGAAUCCCAAAAGUGUCACGCUUUUUGGAGAAAGCGCAGGAGCAGCCUCAGUUAGCUUACAUUUGCUUUGUCCCCAAAGCUACCCUUUGUUUACAAGAGCCAUUUUGCAAAGUGGCUCCUCUAAUGCCCCCUGGGCAGUAAAAUCUCCAGUGGAAGCCAGAAACCGAACCUUGACCUUAGCUAAAUUUACUGGUUGUUCAACGGAGAAUGAGACAGAGAUGAUUAAAUGCCUUCAAAAUAAAGAUCCUCAGGAAAUCCUUCUGAAUGAAAGGUUCGUUCUUCCCUCUGAUUCCCUCUUAUCGAUAAACUUCGGUCCAACAGUGGAUGGUGAUUUUCUCACUGAUAUGCCCCACACACUGCUUCAACUCGGACAGGUAAAAACUACUCAGAUCUUAGUGGGUGUUAACAAAGAUGAAGGGACAGCUUUCCUCGUGUAUGGUGCUCCUGGUUUCAGCAAAGACAACGACAGUCUCAUCACUAGGGGGGAAUUUCAAGAAGGUUUGAAUAUGUAUUUCCCAGAAGUGAGCAGCUUGGGAAAGGAAGCAAUCCUCUUCUACUAUGUGGACUGGUUAGGUGACCAGACACCAGAAGUCUACCGUGAAGCUUUGGAUGAUAUUAUUGGAGAUUAUAACAUCAUAUGCCCUGCAUUGGAGUUUACCAAGAAAUUUGCAGAGCUUGAGAACAAUGCCUUUUUCUACUAUUUCGAACACCGAUCUUCCAAACUGCCUUGGCCGGAAUGGAUGGGAGUGAUGCAUGGCUAUGAAAUUGAAUUUGUCUUUGGUUUACCUCUGGGAAGAAGAGUUAAUUACACGAGAGCUGAGGAAAUUUUGAGUCGAUCCAUAAUGAAACUUUGGGCAAAUUUUGCAAAAUACGGACAUCCCAAUGGGACCCAGAGCAAUAGCACAGUGUGGCCUGUCUUCACAAGUUCUCAACAAAAGUACUUAACCUUGAACACAGAGAAGCCAAGAAUAAAUGCUAAACUCCGUGCUCCACAAUGCCAAUUCUGGAAACUAUUUUUUCCAAAAGUCUUGGAAAUGACAGGAAAUAUUGAUGAAACAGAACAAGAGUGGAAAGCAGGAUUCCAUCGCUGGAGCAAUUACAUGAUGGACUGGAAAAAUCAAUUUAAUGAUUACACUAGCAAGAAAGAGAGUUGUAUGGGUCUCUAAUUAAUAGAUUUACCCUUUAUAGAAUGUUCAUUUUCCUGAGAUGAAGGAAAAAUACCAGUAGCUCUCUCCUCCUAUAGCAAGAAUGCCAUUAUAAAGCAGAGGCGGAAAUGCCAGAGGAGGAUAUUGAUCCCUUUCAUCCUUCACUUAGUAUUUCACCUCACAUUUCAAAACUGAGUCACUAGAAGUUGUGUUUAUUAAUUUCACAAUGUUGACUUUGAGAAUUAAUUAUGUGCUGCUUUGGUCUUACUUUCCUGAAUAACCUUAUGGCUUUUAGGUACAUUUCUAUCUAAUUCUAUUUUCUCAGAAUCACCUUUGUAAAAUUAUCUUUAAAACUGAAUUGGAUUUGAAUCACUGAAUGCUAUAAUUUGUAUUAGUGUUCCUAUAAUUUACUCAUAAGUGUAGUAUCUCUAUCAAAUAAAACAAAAAAUUGACUACUUAUAUACAUAGAAGCAAGAGACAAUAUUAAAAUAAGAGCUGUGCUAUCUUGGAAAGACUAUAUUGAAAUAAAAUAUGGCCAGCAACAAACACAAGGAACUGCGGGUACUGUUGAUAAUCAAGCAGCUGACUGUCCUGCAUGAGAAAACAUGUUUCAGGCAUCAUUUUAUGAACAUGAUUUGUCACAUGAAGCAUGUGCCAUCCAAGAGUUCCACAGGAAGACAACAACAAUAGCCAAACAUCUACCACCACCAAAAACAAAAGCAUGCCUUUCUAAUGUGCCCGGUAAUUCUAGAACAGACUCCACUGACUCCACAAUGGUGUAGGAUAGAAACUAGUGGAGAUUCCACUGUUAACAAAUUCAUAGGUGGAACAAAGUUUCACUUAAAUUCCUCAUGCAUUCAGUGUCUGUGAAUCCAAAAUCUGCAUCAUAGCAGUCCACUUUACAAAUAGUACUUGAGGAACUAUUGCUGUAGAAUUAAAGUCUCUUAAUUUAGGUGAGUAUUUUUUUUAAUUCAUGUCUCAAAAUCUGACAAAUAAGAAUACCUCAGAUAUUAUAAAAGAGCAAGUAUAGUUAGUGAAGGCAGGUAAGAGCAUUAUUUUUCAACUAUUUAUAUUUAGAAUGCUGCUUUUAGUGGUUUAAUGUUUAAAUUUGAUUUACAAGAGUUAAAAAAAUAAGUUUCAUUCCUGUAAAAAAAAUCUUGUUGUAUUGACUUUUAAUUUAAAAAAAAAACAGAAAAAAAAACCAACAGUACACUGAAGUUUAUAAUGGCAAAGACGAUAAUUUAAAACUUAAUGUAAUUAAGUUCUUUUGAAUCUGAUAAUUUACUGGAUAAUUAUUAAUAUGAUUUUAACUAUUACAUAAUUAGUGCCUAAUAAAUAAAACCAUCUUCACCUUGUUGAAGAAAGACAGCCAAAUCAAGAGUUAGUGUAAUUCCAUAGCGUACUGUACUCAGCAGCACCUCUUCUAUUUACAAACCUGUUGAAGAGUGAGUGAGGUGAAAGGGGCUUUACCGAAAUGUACUUAAUGCAAAACAUUAUUUACCAUCCUUUCACACUGCCAAGGAAGAGCUCACCACCAGAUCUAAAAAUGCAAACAAAUGUAUGUUAAGUUUCCCUAAGGGAACAGAACAGAGCAAAGAAGAAUACAUCUAUUAAAGGGGAAUUUACUUGAGUGACUUAUGGGAUAUAGCCUAGUAGUUUAACAAUGGCUGCCUCACACAAUAGAGUCUUAGAAUAUAGAAGUUGUUCAAUACACAAAGCUGCAUGUCUCAACAGUUGCAGUCAAGGGCUGCAAGCCUGGACAAAUUCUGGAGAGCAUCUGGCCUUGAGUCGACUUUGGAAUCUCAAAGAAGUAGGUUCUAAUAUCAGUGAAGUGAUGACACAGGAACAGGAUAGAUAAAAUUGGCAGCAAGAGUUAGAGUAAGCAGGUAAAAGCAAAUUUCCCUCUUCCAUGUCCUUUGAUCUAAGCUGCUACCAUGAGGUGCAUCCCAUAUUCAAGAUUAUUCUUCCUCUUCUAAAUAUCAUGAGCAAGAAAAUCUCUCACAGGAUUGCCCUAAAGCUUAUGAUUCAGUUAACUCAAGAUGCUGUCAAGAUGACAUCAAAUUAGCUAUCACAAAUUUAUUCCUUUUCAUCAUGACACGAAGCAACAUUUCCUUAAGCCAUGCUUAAUUUCUAAGUUAAAACAACAAUCAGGUAAUAAUACCACCUAACAUGAUAUAACUACCCCAUGCACAACUGUGAAUACAUUAUGUUAUUAUAUUUAUUUACAACCUAAAUAUAAUAAUAUAAAUUUACAACACUUAACCAGUUGUAUUAUUUCAAUCGAUAUUACAUUACAUGAUAGGCAAGGGUCAGAUAGAAGGGGAAGAGGUCCUCUCCUAUCAGUGGAUUAAGGGAGGGACAUAGAGUGAAAAGAAUGAGGGUGGGUGGGACUGGGAGGAGACAAGGAAGGGGGCUGCAGAGGAGAUACAAAAUGAAUAAAUUAUAAUAAAUAAAUAAUUUAAAAGUAGAAGAAAAAAUACAAUUAUCUGCUUAAUAUAACUACUCACACACACAUGUUUUUAUCAUAAUAAGACAGAAACACUAAUAUCAAUUAUAAUCAUUUCUGCAAUUAAAUCUUUGACUAAUAUUUAUAACUACAUUUCUCUAUUCUCCAUUUUGUAUUUGUUCCGCCAUUAACAAGCAGCUUACCUUCAUCAAUUUUUCGGAAUCAAUGUCAGUAAAACACCAAUAUACAAUAGGCCAAAAAAAUCUGAUCGUUUAUUUUCUUCACUGUAUAUUAAAUCUAGUAAAAGUCCAUAGGUCCUUGUAGGAAAGGACAGGAGAAAGGCUGAAAAUAAAACUCUUCAAUAUGUUAACAUUAUCCUACCUCAGGGGAACCUGGUCUUCCCUUCAAUCAAGUAGUUCUAGGCUUCUAACUGGUUCAAAUCUGGAAAUUGAUUCCUUAUUGCUACAAUCAAAUUCAUCAUUUCUUCUAUUUAUUCUGGAGUUUUUUCUGCCUACCCAGAUGAAACAAAUGCUCGAUAGACUUCCAUUUCAUUCCUAGAAACACCAUGCUUGAUUAACCAGUCCAAAACGUUCCUAUGGGUCAGACCAAUACACAAACGACUUUGCCUACACUGCCCAUUACAAUACCUGAACUUGCCUGUUAUUUUUUGUCGUUGUUGUUGUUGUUGUUGUUGACAAUUCAGUGAAACAACCUGACCUCUGGUUCUCUGGGGACCAGUUAAACCGACUGCAAUUAAUAUAUCUAUUGAGCAGCAGUAUUUUCAACACAGGAUCAGAUGCAAGGAGAAGAGCUGACAAAGCUCUUCAUAUGUCCUGGUGCCCCUUCCAAUCAUUUUGAAGGUAACAUUUUCCAUGUUGCCCACUCACCACUUUCGGUAGAAAAUGGCUUGUAUUCUAGGCCCUCCCAAAGGGAAGAAUUAGGUUUUACAUAGCUUAUCUACUCUAGUACUUCAAAAUCCUGAGUCUGAAAUAAUAAUAAUAAUAAUAAUAAUAAUAAUAAUAAUAAUAAUAAUAAAUAAUCCCUUCAUUAACAAUAAGCCAAGUUAUAUCAGGCAUGUCCAGUUCUUUCUUAAUAGAAUAUCAGUUGAUAGAUACAUAAGCCUACGAAUCAAAUAAACCCCUUUUAACUGUGAAAGCUUCCAUAGUAAGCCUAGAAUCACCCUUAUGUGGGUCUAGAUCAACAACCUCAGGCUUAUUCAGUUGUUUCUCCCUUCUAUCACAAUCAUAUGCCCUUAUGAUACAUUUCCACACAUGUUCCCCAGACUUGGAAUUGAAUGAACUAGAAAGUUCAUUAAUUUCUUUAAUAGUUUCAUGUACCUCACAAACCUCACCUCUAGGUGCAGGGUAGCCUUAACUCUUCUUAAAGAUAUUUAGGCAACAAAAUUGUAGACCCAAAGGACAUCUGUAUUGUCUUGCCUGACAUCUCCUUCCGAGAAGGUAAUUUUGAGUUCUGUGCACAAGGCAGGGUCAAUUCUCUCAGGCGAGGAUGGAGGGAGCAAUCUGGGAGAUUCAUGUUGGCAUGAAUCCAGCUGAGAGUGGGGAAACAGCUUUCUUGGGUGAGAUAAUGUGGCAAUUUGAGUAAGAAUGUCUUCCAUAAGCUCAGAUAUUGGAAUACUUCAUCUCCAAUUGGUGGUGUGUUUGGGAUAUUAGAGAGAUCCAACUUUUCUAGAGAAAGCAUGUCGUUGUGAGCAGGCCUUGAGAUUAUACACACUCUUCAUGCUUCUAGCUCACCCUUUCUCUUCUGUGCUUGUGUUUGAAGAUGUAAGCUCUUGGUUUCCUGUUCCAGAAACCAUGCCUGAUGCCUUGCUACCAUGCUUCCCAUUGUGGACUGAAACCGUAUGCCCAAAUAAAUGCUUCCUUUUGUAA
Molecule: messenger RNA, 6862 nt
Organism: Meriones unguiculatus (Mongolian gerbil)
Lineage: Eukaryota; Metazoa; Chordata; Mammalia; Rodentia; Muridae
Gene: Bche
Product: butyrylcholinesterase
Exons: 5
Coding region: 743-2551 (602 amino acids)
Biological process (GO): choline metabolic process; acetylcholine catabolic process
Cellular component (GO): plasma membrane
Molecular function (GO): acetylcholinesterase activity
Source: RefSeq, a predicted model, not a curated record